This is a messenger RNA of Osmerus eperlanus (European smelt), 909 nucleotides long. RefSeq names its product microtubule-associated protein 1 light chain 3 gamma (gene map1lc3c). Gene Ontology annotation, molecular function: ubiquitin protein ligase binding. Gene Ontology annotation, cellular component: autophagosome; autophagosome membrane; cytosol. Lineage: Eukaryota; Metazoa; Chordata; Actinopteri; Osmeriformes; Osmeridae. The transcript has 4 exons. Gene Ontology annotation, biological process: autophagy of mitochondrion; macroautophagy; autophagosome assembly. The record is from RefSeq and is a predicted model, not a curated record. Bases 38 to 487 code for a protein of 149 amino acids.
UGCAGCCACACUAUUUAAUUUCAGUUGGCAGGCGUGCAUGGUCAACUUUUCUUCCCAGUUCACAUUGAGAAAUAUAAAGCGGAAUAAGACAAUGCCUCCUUUCGAGAGACAACCACCCCAAAAACCAUUUAAGCAGAGGAAAACCUUUGCAACAAGAAAGCUGGAGGUUGCGGGGAUCCGGUCAAAAUUUCCGACUAAAAUUCCGGUCAUAAUUGAAAGGUAUCAACGUGAGAAGUUUUUGCCGCCUCUGGAUAAAACGAAAUUCCUUGUCCCGCAAGAACUUUCCAUGACACAAUUUGUUACAAUUAUCAGAAAUCGGAUGUGUCUGAUGCCAAGUCAAGCCUUCUACCUGCUCAUCAACAACAGUGGACUCGCCAGCAUGUCUCUCACCAUGGCUCAAGUAUACAAAGACCAUAAAGAUGAUGAUGGCUUUCUUUACAUGACUUAUGCCUCUCAAGAAAUGUUUGGCGAUUCUAUUGAAUCUUGACCAGUUUGUAAGGUUGGGCGUGCCCAAUAAUGGGUGUUUAAGGCUUUAUGUACAUAGAAUAUGGGUUUUGUAUUGAAUAAUUUUUAAUAUCCCAUGAGUAAACUGUCUGUUUUAAAUGUGACGGUAAUAAAUUGUUUGCAGCUUUAUGUGGACUUUUUUUUAAAAUGGUAAACAAGUCCAGGCUUUCUUUAGCUCUAGUGUGGAAUUUGGCUUUACCCUCUGUAUUUACAUGGUUACUACAGAUCCACUGUCAAUUUGAUGAACUGUCUCCUCACACUGUCCACCUCAAGAUGGCAGCAUUGCUCUUCUGCCAACUACUACUUAACCCUCAUGCGGGUUUUAUUUGUUUAAUUGGGUAUUCAUGACGUGCCCAUUUCAAAACGUGUCGUAAUUCAAUUGCAGGAUAUGUUUAGUUGAACAAA